AUGUACGGCGUAAAUUUUUUUCUAUUUACAGGUAAAGGAGAGAAUAUAUGGGACAGAUUAACCCACACGAAUCCUCCCGCUAUAGCCGACAACGCCACAGGAGAUAUCGCCUGCGACUCUUAUCACAAGUAUAAAGAAGAUGUACAAAACAUAAAAACGAUCGGGUUCAAAAUGUAUAGGUUCUCUUUAUCUUGGAGCAGACUUUUUCCAGAUGGGUUCAUUACCGAACCUAAUUUAGAAGGUGUCCAAUAUUAUAGAAAUCUCAUUGAUGAACUUCUAGCCAACGGAAUAGAGCCAAUGGUAGCACUAUUCCAUUGGGACCUUCCUCAACCAAUACAAGAUAUUGGGGGAUGGCUUAAUCCUGUUAUCGUUGAUAUUUUCGCUGAAUAUGCCAGAGCUGUGUAUGGAUUAUUUGGAUCAAAGGUGAAAUGGUGGCUUACGAUAAACGAACCGGAAAGAAUUUCUGUCGGAUAUAAGGGCCAAUUAGCCCCAUUAUUGAAUCUAGAUGAUUUCGGUAUGUACUUUUCUGGUCACAAUGCGCUUAAAGCUCAUGCCAAAGCUUAUCAUAUAUAUGAUAAGGAAUUCAGACCAUCACAAAAAGGUAAAGUAAGUUUUUCUUUAAGUGGUGCCUAUUUUAUUCCCAAUGAUCCAGAUUCAGCUAUUGAUCUCGCUGCAGUGGAAACAGCAUUACAGAUUUCGGUGGUCCCGGAAGGAUUGAGUGGUUCAAUCAGAUGGCUAAGAAAACAAUAUAAUGAUCCUCAAAUAUUUGUAACCGAGAAUGGCUAUUGUGGCUCUGAUGAUGGUAGUGAUGACGAAGAAAGAAUUUACUACUUUAGUGUAUAUAUUUUUAAUGGCUACAUAAAAUAG
Molecule: messenger RNA, 867 nt
Organism: Nezara viridula (southern green stink bug)
Lineage: Eukaryota; Metazoa; Arthropoda; Insecta; Hemiptera; Pentatomidae
Source: the annotation of a GenBank genome assembly